AUGUAUGGCUUGCCGUUCAAAAUAGUCACCGAUCACAAACCGCUCGAAGUCAUCCUGAACAACCCUAGGCAUCAGACGUCAAUACGGCUGCAAAGAAUGAUGGUACGAAUGCUCGAUUAUGAGUUCAAGGUCGAAUAUAGGCCCGGAAAGACGAAUAUCUCCGAUUAUACAUCUAGGCACCCGCUGCCUCGUGAAACCUGCACUAGAAGGGAACUAGGCACUACCAAGGAUGUCAAGCAGUACGUGAAUUUCGUGGUCGCAAGUGACAUUCCCCGGGCUAUCAGCAAAGAGGACCUGGUAAAGGCAACGGAAAACGACGAGGAACUAAAAAGGUUAAUCACCUGUAUACGGGAGAGGAAGAUCGACCACAGGAACCAAGACAUGAAAGCGUACUUCAAUAUUUACGAUGAAUUGGCUGUGGCUGACGGUCUUGUCCUUCGGGGUGAAAGAAUCAUAGUCCCUCGAGAAUUCAGAGAAACUAUGGUGAAAAUUGCUCAUGAGGGUCACCAGGGCAUCGUUCGUACGAAACAACUGCUUCGUGCCCACGUUUGGUUUCCCGGAAUCGAUAAGAUGGUCGAAAAGCACGUUGGGAAUUGCCUAGCUUGUCAAGCUACCAUCCCUUGCCACACCAGAGAGCCACUCCAAAUGUCGGAGCUACCAACAGGUCCGUGGAAGAAGAUCAGUGUGGAUUUUGCGGGACCUUUUCCAAAUAAGGACAUGGCUUUAGUGUUCUGGGACCAGUAUUCAAGGUAUCCUGUCGUAGAAUUUGUCACAAGUACCUCCGCAGAGGCUGUAAUUCCCCAGCUCACACGUGUUUUCACUACUUAUGGAAUUCCAGAAGAGGUGAAGACAGAUAACGGCCCCCCAUUUAAUGGGUCCAAAUUUGCAAAAUAUGCCCAAGAACAAGGGUUCAGGCACAGGAAAGUCACACCCGGAUGGGCGGAGGCAAAUGGUGACGUCGAACGAGUCAUCCAGACGGUCAAAAAGAGCGCGAGGGUUGCCAAGAUUAAGGGGAAAGCAUUUAAACAAGAGAUCCAAAGGACGGUUGGCAACUAUCGUGCCACACCCCAUCCUGUGACGAGACAGAGUCCCGACAAGCUUAAGUUCGGGAGAGAGAUAAGAAGAAAACUGCCAGAAAGGGUCGUUCCCCAGGAAGAACAACGCCAUGAACUAAUCCGUGAAAGAGACCAGAGAAAGAAGAAGCAAAUGAAAGCUUAUGCUGAUGAGCGCAGACGCAUAUCACAAAGCUCGAUCAAAAUUGGUGACUGUGUCCUUUUGAAACAGAAUAGGGGUAACACGUUGACCCCACCCUAUGAUCCACGACCAUAUGCAGUCGUUGGAAUAAAAGGGAGCAUGAUCACUGUGAAGAGAGGAAAGGAAGUCAAAUCCCGCAAUUCUUCCCACUGUAAGGUACUCAAGUAUGCUGGAAAGGAGGAGCACGACUAUUUGGAUUGGGACAAAGAACAAGGGAGGAGGUGUAGUGUCCAGGCCUCCAAGUUCUCCAAGUUCACGCCCAAGGCCCCAGGAGACAUUUACUCGAGUAUUUAUUAUGCACGGUCCGACAGCUACCUUGGCAGCUAUGUGUCCAGAAAAGCAGCUCUUUUAGAGCUCCUCACAAAAAAAGGCUCCUUUAGGAGCCACCAAAUCUAA
This is a messenger RNA of Stylophora pistillata, 1650 nucleotides long. RefSeq lists its product as uncharacterized. NCBI's taxonomy places the organism in Eukaryota, Metazoa, Cnidaria, Anthozoa, Scleractinia, Pocilloporidae. The record is from RefSeq and is a predicted model, not a curated record.